GCGGAGCGCUCGUGGGAGCCCGCGCACGAGCGACCGCCGGCGGGGGCGGCUGGAGCCGAGGGCGAGGGCGCGGGCGAGCCCGAGGAGUGGGCGGAGCCGUGGGAGCCCGUGCACCCGGCAGCGGACGUGCCCGCGGCAGCCGAGGAGGACGUGAUGCUCGCGGAGUUCCACGCCUCAGCCGAGGGCACCGAUGGCGAGGGGGAGUACGUGCUUGAGAUACCAGCCGACGAUGAUGUUUACAUGGAGCCAGAGCCGGAGCUGGAUGCAGGUCUCGACGGGCAGCCACUGGACGAGGCGGGCGAUGAGCUGGACGGGCCCGGGGUCGACGCCCGCCCGCACGGCGACGACGUGGACGUCUCUGGCUACCUGGACGUGGCCGUGCAGGACGAGCCAGAGGGGGAUUGCGCGGGGCAGCUCUGGCUCUGA
Prorocentrum cordatum is the source of this 426-nucleotide messenger RNA. The record is from the annotation of a GenBank genome assembly. Lineage: Eukaryota; Dinophyceae; Prorocentrales; Prorocentraceae.